GAGGCUAUAUUCGCCCUGUGAAUCAUAGGGGCUUGGUAUCUCAGGGUGUCCCCUUACACACCAAAUAUGGACCCUGAGGACUUGAGUGCUAUCGCUUUUUGCAGUGGAUGGCUAUUCUUAGGCUGUCUGUCCAGGCCAUCCGUACAGAGGCUCCUCGGCGCCUGCCCGUCCCCGGGUGUUCGUCCUGACUGCAGGGUGAAAAGCUAACAAGGAAAGAAAUAGGAGUUACUUGUCCCAAGGCGAGGCUUUCCAUCAAAACUCUCCCCAAAAUGAGCAAUUACACAAUAACUCUGGGUGGACCUGCACCAUGGGGCUUCAGACUGCAGGGAGGCAAAGACUUCAACAUGCCCCUUACAAUCUCAAGGAUCACACCGGGCAGCAAGGCAGCUAAUGGAAACCUGGCCCAAGGUGACAUCAUUACAGCCAUCGAUGGGGUCAGCACUGAAGGCAUGACCCAUCUGGAGGCCCAGAACAAGAUCAAAUUAGCCACUACCAAACUGACCCUCAGCAUGCAAAAAUCAAGACGUCCAGCCCCUGUGCCCACAGCUACGCCAAGAAUGGACUCGCCCAUGCCAGUUAUUCCUCACCAGAAGGUCAUUGCGAACACAGCUGCCAACCAAGAGUACGUUCCCAGCUUCAACCCUAUUGCACUGAAGGACUCUGCUCUGUCCACUCACAAGCCUAUUGAGGUGAAGGGCCCGGGAGGCAAAGCCACCAUCAUCCAUGCUCAGUACAACACUCCCAUCAGCAUGUACUCACAGGAUGCCAUCAUGGACGCCAUCGCCGGCCAGGCUCAGGCAAGAGGCAGCGAUCUGAGUGGUGAAGAUACUGCUGGAUCUCCACUAGGUUCAUUCCUUGUCAAAGAUCCUCUGGUGGACAGUGCCUCUCCAGUAUACCAGGCUGUGAUAAAGUCAGAGGAUAAAGAGAACGAGCUUUCUGACUGGGCUCGUCGCGCUGCCAACCUGCAGUCCAAGUCUUUCCGUAUCCUCGCGCACGUCACAGGGACCGAAUACUUGCAAGAUCCAGAUGAGGAGGCUCUCAGGAAAUCAAGGGAGAGAUUUGAAUCAGAGGUAAAAGGCCCACGAUUUGCCAAACUGAAAAACUGGCACCAUGGCCUGUCUGCACAGAUCCUGAACGUCCAAGAAUAAAAACUUCCUAAAGCAGAGGGACAGGGAUUACAAAGGAAAGCAACAACAAAGAGAUGAAGGAAAGGCAGAAAGAAAAAAGACGGUAAAAGUGAAGAGUAUUGUAGUGAUGGCUUUGUGAGUUAAUGCAGUAGAUUAAUAUUUAAGAUAAAGUGCUCCCCUUGCUGCUAUGUGGUCAUAUGUCAUGUAUGUUUCGUGUGUCUUCCUGCCAAUAAGAUAAUAUAUUACUUUUCUUUUCUUUUUCUUCUGGCUGUUUAUUCUAAAUUAAAAAUUAAUUAUUGAUGUACAAAGACAAAAUCUUAGAGAAACUUAAACCAAUGUAUACUAUUCAUUGCACCACCAUAUGUCCUGCAAACAUAUUAAUCGAAUGUACUGUUAUUAAUGUGAAUAAAACAUUAUUCUUUUAUCCAAA
Messenger RNA from Pangasianodon hypophthalmus (striped catfish), 1557 nucleotides. RefSeq names its product LIM domain binding 3b (gene ldb3b). Bases 270 to 1148 code for a protein of 292 amino acids. Gene Ontology annotation, molecular function: muscle alpha-actinin binding; actin binding. The record is from RefSeq and is a predicted model, not a curated record. Gene Ontology annotation, biological process: heart development; muscle structure development; actin cytoskeleton organization. Gene Ontology annotation, cellular component: adherens junction; filamentous actin; stress fiber. The transcript is spliced from 10 exons. NCBI's taxonomy places the organism in Eukaryota, Metazoa, Chordata, Actinopteri, Siluriformes, Pangasiidae.